AUGGAGCUGCCCGAGGACCUCGUCGAGCGCAUCGCGGAGACGUGCGUGCGCGCGGGGGGUCUCAAGGAGUGGUGCCGCUCCUGGCGCGGCACGUGUCGGCGCUUCUCGUCGUUGCGGUGGUUCGAGGCGGUCGCGAGGGGCGGCGUGCCGCUGGCCGUGGUUCCGAGCGAUCGGUGUCCCACCGUGCAGCUCGGCGUGAGCCGCGCGAGGAGCGCGACGGAGGACGCGGUGGCGCGCGCGGCCGCGACGCGACGCGCGCUCUCCCGCAUCGCCGGAAGAAGCGAAGACGACGACGACGACGACGACGACGACGACGACGGGUGGGAUGUCCUCGGGACCGGGCCGACGGUCCUGGUCACGCCCGGGGUGCACCGCGAGAACGUGCGGCUGACGCGAACAUGCGCGCUCAUCGGGUGGGGCUCGCGGGGUUCCGCCGUCAUCGAGGGCAGCGGAUGGGAACCCGCCCUCGCGUUCGCGGGUCUCGGCAUGUCCGAGCGCGGGACGGGCGACACGAUGGGCUGGAGCGUCGGCGACACCGGCGAGAGGUCCGUCGCGUGCAACCUAUCGAUUCGCAGUCGUAACCGCGCGCAAGCCUUCGCGGUUGCCGUGGUGAACGGCGCACCGAAGUUCGUCCGGUGCGACCUGCGCGGCGGGCUUCUCGUGCUCGGGUGGAAGACGUCCCCCGCCGCGCUCGCGUGCGUCGUUCGCGACGGCCGGGGCUGCGGAGUCAAGGUGACCGAUCACGGCGAGGCGAGGCUCGACGGAUGCGUCGUGGAGCGAUGCGGGACGCACGGCUUGCUCCUCGAACGGGGCGGCCGGGCGGUGCUCGCCGGCCGCACGGUGGUCAGGGAUAACGAUUUAGAGGCUGUGCUGCACACGCCGGACACGGACGGCGUCGCGCUGGAGGGCGAGGGUGUCGACCUCGGACCUCCCGCCAUCGUCCGCGUCGGCGUGCGAAAAUACGACUCCGACGACGAGGAGGGAGACUCGGGUCACGUCUCGGUGGUGGUUCGGCCGAACGUGCGGAGGCUGCGGGUCGGGGCGGAGACGUUGGAGCACCUGCACGGACACGCGCCGGAUUACGCCUGGCUCAAACGCGGGGGGUUCUCGUUCGACGACGACGGCGGAGACGAGGACUACGAAGAAGAAGAAGCGACGGGGUCAGACUACGACGAAGAAGAGACGGGGUCAGACUACGACUUCGACGACGACGACGAAGGCGUCUCCGCGUCUCCGCGUAUUAAUGAACCAUAUAGGGAAUAG
Molecule: messenger RNA, 1263 nt
Organism: Micromonas commoda
Lineage: Eukaryota; Viridiplantae; Chlorophyta; Mamiellophyceae; Mamiellales; Mamiellaceae
Exons: 1
Coding region: 1-1263 (420 amino acids)
Source: RefSeq, a predicted model, not a curated record